Messenger RNA from Penicillium vulpinum, 1287 nucleotides. RefSeq lists its product as uncharacterized. The record is from RefSeq and is a predicted model, not a curated record. NCBI's taxonomy places the organism in Eukaryota, Fungi, Ascomycota, Eurotiomycetes, Eurotiales, Aspergillaceae. Bases 1 to 1287 code for a protein of 428 amino acids. The transcript has 2 exons.
AUGGCGCCGAAGAAGAAAGCUGGCGGCCAAAAGCGCAGCAACGAGACGGAUCUCGCUGAGCUCGAAAGGCUCCGGAAGCAAGUCGCAGAACAAGAGAAGGCGUUGAAAGCUGAGCAGGCUCGCAAGGAGGAAGAGAGCCAAGGCAAGCGUCCGGUCAAUAGCCGGCGCCAACGAACCCUAGUGCGCUGGGAUGUUGAUACCGACCUUCGGCUUCUGCUGGCCAUGCAGUAUGCUUGCAAUAAGGAAGGCGUGAAGAUUCCCUGGAAGGAUGUCGCCGAGGCCAUGGGAGAGAAGUUCACAGAGGGUGCGAUCGUUCAGCAUUUGUCCAAGCUGCGUACCAAACGGGAUGAGCAGGAGAAGCCAAAUCCGCCUCCACUGAAGCGUGCAGCAAACGGGUAUCACAAGAACAACAAGAACAACACGAACAACAAGAAGGAGUUGCCUUCCCCAACGGAGGAAUCCGGGCCGAUCACUCGCAGCAAAAAGCGCCGUCGCGGCAAUCCAUCCAAUGAGGCAUCUGAAGACGAUGUGUACACGCUGAAGGAGAAGCAGUUUGCAAAGAACAAGAAGAAAGAUAAGGUAUUCACUGCUCCCAAGUUGCGUACAAAGCGGGAGGAUACCGACAGUGACGACUCACAGAAGCUGGUGUGCGUUGGAGCUGAAUGGCUGGAUGAGUUCACUGGUGACGAUGACCAUGAGGGUAACAAAGCAUCGGAGAGUUCUGAGGAAAGCUCAACCGAAAGCACCCAGGCCACCCCUCAGGCGGCUAAGAAGUCAAAGAUGGUGACCCUCAAGAUGAACAAAGAGCGACUGGCGAGUGUUGACCGCAACCUUGGCGGAUCUGCGACCUUCCGAGAGUCAGUUACCCCAACUAACCCGCCGCACGUUCUUAUCAACAACAUGCCAUCUAGCCACGCAUCCUAUCUCCUUUACCCACCUUCUGAUUCGGUCCCCCACUUUCCUUCUAUGACUCCCUUCUCGACCAACGCUGGGUUUUCCGUUGCAUUCCCUUCCAAUGGCCCGAGCCCCUUUGACAUUGUCAACCGGGCACCCAGCACUAUCAACGAUACUUUCCCUGGUACAGAAGCAUAUGCUCGGUUUGAGAACCCUUUGCUCGCAUUCCCAGAGAGUUACAACGGCCAGGAUAUGAUGCCGGUGGCUGGUUACACAGAAACCAGUGGUUUUGAGAACCAGUUCAUCCCUGAGAGUGAACUGUUUGUCAGUCUCCCUGACGUCGAGCCUCCCCGAUACCUUGGCUACGACGGUGAGGACACUAAGGAAUUUUAA